GUAAAAAUAGUGAUCAUGUUUCAUUUGCUGUAUCUGCUACAGGCCAUUGGCACUGACAGAAUGUUUUUCCUUAUUGAUUUGCAGAUUGAGAGAAUCCAGAAUCCAAGUCUCUGGCAGUACUACCAGACAAAGAAAAAAACCAUGGAUGACAAGAAUGGCCAUACACAAAAUGAGAAGCUGCUCUUCCAUGGGACAGAUGCUGACUCCUUGCCACAUGUCAAUCAACAUGGCUUUAACCGCAGUUAUGCAGGAAAGAAUGCUGUGGCAUUCGGAAAGGGAACCUACUUUGCUGUCAGUGCCAGUUAUUCUGCCCAUGAUACUUACUCCAGACCAGACGCAAAUGGGAAAAAGCAUAUGUAUUAUGUGCGUGUGCUCACUGGAUUGUACGCACCUGGAAAUCAUUCAUUACUUGUACCUCCUCCAAAGAAUCCUCAAAAUCCUCUUGACCUGUAUGAUACUGUCACAGAUAAUGUGAGCACUCCAAGUUUAUUUGUGGUAUUUUAUGACUACCAGGCUUACCCAGAAUACCUCAUUACUUUUAAAAAAUAACAUUUUGGUAUCCUUCACAGAAGACAUUAUUUAUCUACACAAGUAAUUUUCAACAUUUUUCAACUCAUGGCACACAUAAACUAAUUACUAAAAUUCUGUGACACACCAAAAAAUAUAUUUUUUGCCGAUCUGACA
Myotis myotis is the source of this 684-nucleotide messenger RNA. RefSeq names its product protein mono-ADP-ribosyltransferase PARP14-like. The transcript is spliced from 2 exons. Gene Ontology annotation, molecular function: NAD+ poly-ADP-ribosyltransferase activity; transcription corepressor activity. Gene Ontology annotation, cellular component: nucleus; cytoplasm. Lineage: Eukaryota; Metazoa; Chordata; Mammalia; Chiroptera; Vespertilionidae. The coding region runs from base 16 to 549 and encodes 177 amino acids. The record is from RefSeq and is a predicted model, not a curated record. Gene Ontology annotation, biological process: negative regulation of gene expression.